Molecule: messenger RNA, 884 nt
Organism: Miscanthus lutarioriparius
Lineage: Eukaryota; Viridiplantae; Streptophyta; Magnoliopsida; Poales; Poaceae
Source: the annotation of a GenBank genome assembly
GCGCGAGCGCGACCACAGGGGCCUCGCCGGCGAGGGUGGGCGUGGUACAGAUGACCUCCGUCGGGGACGUCGACGCCAACUACGCCACCUGCUCCCGCCUCACCAAGGCAAGCCCUCCUCUAGAAGCAGCUGCCUCUGGAGUGAAAUUUCUUUGCUUCCCUGAGGUCUUCUCAUUUAUUGGAUCCAAGGAUGGCGAAUCUGUUAAACUAGCUGAACCAUUAGAUGGGCCAAUAAUGCAGAGAUAUUGCUCACUUGCAAAAGAAUCAAGCAUGUGGUUAUCUCUUGGGGGUUUUCAAGAAAAGGGACCUGAUGAUUCUCACCAGUACAAUACUCAUGUAUUAAUUGAUGAUACUGGAAAAGUUAGGAGCUCAUAUCGAAAAAUACAUUUGUUUGAUGUUGAUGUACCUGGCAAUAUGGUGUACAAGGAAAGUCGUUUCACAACUGCAGGCGAUACAAUUGUUGCUGUGGAUAGCCCUUUUGGACGGUUGGGGCUUACUGUUUGCUAUGAUUUGAGAUUCCCAGAGCUUUAUCAAAUUUUGCGAUUUAAGCAUCAAACACAGGUAUUACUAGUACCAUCUGCAUUCACAAAGAUAACUGGGAGGCAGGCACAUUGGGAAAUUCUCCUCCGUGCUCGUGCAAUUGAGACACAAUGUUAUGUUAUUGCUGCUGCUCAAGCUGGAAAGCACAAUGAAAAAAGAGAAAGCUAUGGUGAUUCUAUAAUUAUUGAUCCAUGGGGAACAGUGAUAGCUCGACUUCCAGAUCGGCUCUCGACUGGAUUUGCAGUUGCAGAUCUUGAUUUAUCAAAAGUUGAGGCUGUGAGAACUCGAAUGCCAAUCUCAGAGCACCGGAAGUUCGACAGCGAUUGGAAAUCCAUGACUCUUUGA